AUGGAGCGCUUCCUGCAGCAGGCUGGUGCUGAUGACUUUCCUUCCAAGCAGCAGAAGCAGCAUGCAACAUUAGACGCCUGCCUGCAUGCGAUCUUCCGAAGCCUGCGCUGUAUACCAGAGGAUCACGACUUCCUCCUCACAGAACCGCCUUUCAACACCCCGGAGAACCGGGAGCUGAUGGCGGAAAUGAUGUUCGAAACCUUCAAUGUGAAUGGCCUGUACAUCGGUGUGCAGGCUGUUCUAUCUUUGUAUGCGCAAGCAGUCAGCGAAGAACAGUUUGAGGGCUACAGUCCCAACCUGACGGGCCUAGUGGUAGAUUCGGGUGAUGGCCUCUCGCAUGUCAUUCCUGUGGCGGACGGCUACGUCAUCACCUCCUGCAUUCAGGCCUUGAGCACGUGA
This is a messenger RNA of Symbiodinium pilosum, 399 nucleotides long. The record is from the annotation of a GenBank genome assembly. Lineage: Eukaryota; Dinophyceae; Suessiales; Symbiodiniaceae.